CCUGUCCCUCUGGUGGCCAGUGACUCCUUCCUUCUGGACAGGGGCCCAAGAGACUCCAGGAGCAUAUAAGGGGAGGGAAGGAGCUCCAGGCACAAGAUACCCAGGGCGAAUUCCCUCGGCCAGACCUCCAUAUGUUCCAGCCGCACGCCAUGCUGCUCUUGCUGAUCCUUGCUGUCCUGGGGACACCUGCCUUUUCCACAGAAACUUACUAUGGCACAAAAACUGGCACCCACUUCUGCACUUCUGUACCCGAAGGACAGAACUUAACAGGGAUUCGGAUGUAUGUUCGGAAUAGCAACAUUAUGGGUAUGCAGAUGCAACAUGGAGGCAACUGGGGUCUAUUAUAUGGCUAUUCUGAUGGAAAUCCUUUGGAAUUGAUCCUGGGUGAUGAUGAAAGUGUCAUGUCGGUCUACGGCACUUACGGCUAUUACAUACAGCAAUUGAUCCUUUCUACUACCAGGCCACGUGAUAUGUAUUUUGGGAAUACCAGGGCCAAAAAUGAGUUCGCCGACUCCCCUCAAAAUCCCUCCCAUGAGCUCUUGGGUUUCUGUGGCUAUUAUGUGAGGGGUGGAUUAAGGGCUGUCCUUCCUAAGUGGGGGAGUCCAGGUGGUUCAUGUAAAGAGUAAGGCUCAUGGGCACACAAGCUGAAGUAGUCUGUGUCUGAUAACACCAUUGGGAUUUUGGGACUGAACCCACUAAUAAAUAGUACAUCUGCAUGAA
Messenger RNA from Mesocricetus auratus (golden hamster), 720 nucleotides. RefSeq names its product zymogen granule protein 16 homolog B-like. NCBI's taxonomy places the organism in Eukaryota, Metazoa, Chordata, Mammalia, Rodentia, Cricetidae. The transcript is spliced from 4 exons. The coding region runs from base 132 to 626 and encodes 164 amino acids. The record is from RefSeq and is a predicted model, not a curated record.